GGCGGCGGCGGCGGCGGAGGAGGAGGAGAUGACGGGGAAGGGGGUGCGGAGGAGGGAGAAGAACUACCGGGCGGCGCACGGGGGCGACGCGCGGCUGCCCCCGCCGCCCAAGCAGCGGGAGCUCGAGGCGCUCCCGUCCAAGCUCCGCCGCCUCAUCGCCAUCCAGAAGAAGCACGACGCCGGCAAGGCCGACGCUUCCUCAGCAGGAGGGGCUCCCGGGAAGCAUGGCGCCGACGCGACGGGGAAGGACAAGGCCGGGAAGGAUAAGAAAACCAAGAAGCAGCCGUUGGAGGCUGCCGCGGACGCCAAGGCAGCAGAGGGUGGGCCGACGGCCGACGAGAACGGGGACGCCGACGGCGGAAAGAAGAAGAGGAAGCGGGGCAAGGUCGAGGAUCUCCGUUUCAAGGAGCUCGAGGCGAAUGUCUCGGUUUCCAAGAAGCAGAAAAGGAAGAAACAUCUGGAUGAGAAGAAAAAGAAGCGCAAGGCUGGUAAGGCCGAGACUCAUCUGGAAUUCCCUGGACGUGAAAAGGUCAAAUUUGGUGAUAUUGUUGAGGCUCCACCAAAGCUAUCAUUCCCAAAGCGGAAGAGUCAUUUGGAUGUUUCUGCUGAGAGGCUAAGGAAAGAGGUGGUUGAGAAUUACCGAAACAUCAAAGGCUGGUCAUCAAGGCCUGGUCUCCAGCUUCCAACUCUAGCCGAAUAGACAUCUGUGUAACCAUUUAUCUUGUACCUUCUUAUGUUAGAUCACAGUUGCUUAUAUAUUACAAGUUGUGCACUCUCUUGUAAGCAAUUGUGAAAUGUUAUAUUGCUGUUUGAUUCGA
Molecule: messenger RNA, 818 nt
Organism: Hordeum vulgare subsp. vulgare (domesticated barley)
Lineage: Eukaryota; Viridiplantae; Streptophyta; Magnoliopsida; Poales; Poaceae
Exons: 5
Coding region: 29-700 (223 amino acids)
Source: RefSeq, a predicted model, not a curated record